Messenger RNA from Xyrauchen texanus (razorback sucker), 4248 nucleotides. RefSeq names its product zinc finger E-box-binding homeobox 2-like. Gene Ontology annotation, biological process: regulation of transcription by RNA polymerase II; anatomical structure development. The transcript is spliced from 8 exons. Gene Ontology annotation, molecular function: DNA-binding transcription factor activity, RNA polymerase II-specific; RNA polymerase II cis-regulatory region sequence-specific DNA binding. Bases 185 to 2905 code for a protein of 906 amino acids. The record is from RefSeq and is a predicted model, not a curated record. Lineage: Eukaryota; Metazoa; Chordata; Actinopteri; Cypriniformes; Catostomidae.
AAAUAGUCGAGUCAGAUAAUUCGCUGCGUUGUCAGACAUCUUCGAGACACUCGAAUUGCUGUCUGUUCGUCGAGAGGGUAAUAUCGACUUCUUAAUUACGGAUUGCAACACGCAUGUCCUCACCCAAGGUGACGUGGAGCGAUGUCUGGACUCUGAGGGCGAGGAUGAAGGCAGUGUUUGGGGUAUGGACGCUCUGGAUGGCAGAGAUGCUCAGGAUAAACUCAGUCUGACGACCAGCGAGGGCACCGAGCCUGGCAGUCCCGUCCUGUGUGCCCGCUCACACAGUCGGAGUCCACCGGGAAGGAGCUGGUGCGAGACAGAAACCACAUGCCUCAAAAACACGCCAGCAGACCCAGAACACAUCAACAGCAGCAUGUACAGUCAAAGCGACGCUCGUGUCUUAGAGAACGAUCCCCGUUACGACUCGAUGGUGCAGCUGAGAAAAUUGUCACAUCUUCUCAGUCCACAACGCAAUGGAGCCGUGAACUUGUACCAUAUAGGCGGCGUUCAUGGCAACGUGUCACCCGUCUGCUGGUCACCAGAAGAACACGAGUCACCCGAGGGGAAAGACGGUGUACCCCGGACCUCUCAUGGCACACGGAUGCCAAUUCAAACAAGCCCAUAUUGCCAGCGGACGUACCGUCAUGAUGCCUCUCUGAGGGAACAUGUGAAGUUCUGCCAGGACAGAGACGGAGGGGACAACCUUUGCCCUCUCUGUGGGUACAGUACGCCAUACCACGCACAAAUGGAACGCCACCUCAGCCUUCACUGCCAAACUCAAGACAAGAAUGCCAUGUCUGAUUCAGCCAUCGAGAACAGGAAGUUUAAGUGUAGUCAGUGCGGAAAAGCCUUUAAAUACAAACAUCAUCUCAAAGAGCAUCUGCGCAUUCACAGCGGUGAAAAGCCGUACGAGUGCUCGAACUGUAAGAAGCGUUUCAGUCACUCUGGGUCCUACAGCUCUCACCUCAGCAGUAAAAAGUGCCUAAGUGGAGGCGGGACAGGAAAUGGAGCUCAUUUUAAUGGCCACUCCCACCCUACCUACCUCUUCCCUUCCCCAACAUCACCUACGGUGGUUGGGGGUAGAAACGGUUGCCGAGGAAAGGGCCCAAUGGAAAGGAGUCAAUACCCAAUGGACCCACUCGCCGUGCCAACACAGGAGUCUGUGCCCAUUUCGCAUGCAGUGGAGUUGGGCAGGUCAUGGGACCCUACAGCGGAUUUGGCCAUGAGGAUGGGCGUUUUUAAUGGCACCACUCUGCUACCUUUACUGCGGUCGCGCAGCAAGUUUGAACACCUGUUGCAGGAAAUGCUUCGGAAGGAAGUUGGUGAAGAAGGACAAGCAAGAGAGAGGAAAAACGAGGUGCCCAUCAGUGCCGUAACAUGUCGAUGGUGCUCACAGGUGUUUCCCAGCGAAGCGUUGCUAACGCAUCACGAGCGGUAUCAGUGCCAGGGCAUUGUGAACAAUCCAUUGUCAAAGCGACCCAAAAACGGAUCUCCACUGAACUUCUCUCGACGCUCAAACCUGCCGUGUGACACCCAGACGUCACCAACCACCAGUAACAUGCCUUAUAGACCCCUUUCCUCGCCUCAGCGGGCAUCCUGGCAUUCCGUGCCACAGCAGAUCCUCGUGCCUUUACCAACACCAGUAUUAUCCCGAGAGAAACACUGGCCACUUGAAGAAACGAGUAGUCCGAGAAAACCAAAUUCCAUUGACCCAACAUCUCCAACGUUAUCUGAAUGCCAACACCUGAUCACCUCAAGGUUCGGUUCACCGCCUUCACCGCUGUCUUUUAAUACCGCAUCGCCACGUCACUCGAGCCAUCAUAUUACGGUAUCAGGAUCGAUCCAGAACGAACCCUUGGACUUAUCCAUCCCCAAAGCCCAAUCUACCUCCGUAAGCAUACCACGAGAAAACAGAGAUCAGACUUGUGAUGGCUACUCGCCGCAGCGAGAGCGACCUGACAUGGAUAGUACGAUCAAGAGACUGACUCCGCUCUCUCAGCAGCAGGUGGGCGGGGCUUAUGCAGCGUCACCACUCUUUGGAAGCAUGGCUUUUAGCAACUACCCCCUCUUUAAUCACAUAAUACCUGGCAGUCUAGCAGGAAUGGGGCACAGCGGUCUUACAUCACUGUCUCUCACACUGCCAACACCUAGCCCAGGGUUUUACUCUCCAGUGGCGUAUAUGGUGGAGACGGAUUCAGAAUCGAUGUUGAAGAGAAUACAACACGAAAGACAUUCAGUGAUGAAUGAGGCUUUGAAUCGUGGCGGUCUGGAGUGUCUGUCUCUGAUGGAGGACGGGAUGGAUGGCGAGAUCGGCCCCGGGAGAAAGAGAAUGAGGAAGACGGAGGAAGGACUUUACGCCUGCGACAUCUGCGACAAAACCUUCCAGAAGAGCAGCUCUCUCCUGCGCCAUAAAUACGAGCACACAGGGAAGAGACCCCACGAGUGUCAAAUCUGCAAGAAGGCUUUUAAACACAAGCAUCACUUGAUCGAGCACAGCCGCCUGCACUCCGGAGAGAAGCCGUAUCAGUGCAAUAAAUGCGGUAAACGAUUCUCUCACUCCGGCUCGUACUCACAACACAUGAAUCACCGCUAUGCAUUCUGCAGCCGCGACAGCGACCCGGACGCACCCGGAGAGGACGCAGCACUGGGGGACGGCGUUCCAUACCCGAGCCCCGGCACGGAGUGCCCGGACAGCGGCACGUAUCUCAGCGACUCCAGUAUGGAGGGAGCGCCGCUGGAGUACAGAGAGGAGGAGGAGGAGGAGGAGCAGGAAGAGGAGAGCUCACUCAGUAAUCAUAUCCAUGAGAGAGGGAUGACAACAGAUGCACAGCGGAUACAGGAAGAAACGGAGGACAGAUCCGUAGAGGACAGACAAGACACAGAACAACCAGGAGAAUCUGAUUAAAACGGAAGACGUGGAGAGGACAAACGAGACGGAGUGAGAAGGGAAGCGUCUCCGCAGUGUUUACCAAAGAUGUGAAAAACAUGUUUUAUAGACACUCUGGGAUACGUGGCAUUUUUGGCAUCCAAAACAAUGUGUCAGAACAACAGAACUGUGACGUAACUCCAAUUAAAGUGCUUUUAGGUCAAUGCCAAAUAACUCCGAGACCACAAGUGAAACUUUGAUCUUUGAAUGUGGUCUCAGAGUUUUGGUGCCCGCUGUAUAUUUCUCCCAAAACAGAAGGUUUGACGGGGUUUUGAAAUAUGUUUACAACUCAGCCAACUUAGUAAACGAGUAUUGAAUGAAUGAAUGAAUGAAUGCAUAUAAAAGCUCAGGAGCACAUGUUCAUGCACACAUCCAUCCAUCAGCUCAUGCUCUUGUUUUGGGCACAUAUUUCUAUUCUUCAAGUGUGAUAUUCUGAGGAACAAACUCUAUAACUGUAGCUUUAAAUUAAGGGAGUGGCCUGGAAAACACUUCAGGAUGAGCCUCAAUGAAAACGGAUGGGACCAAAUUAUUUUUUUAAGCAAAUAAUCCUGUUUAAGCAUUCAAAAAGUUCUUUCAUACUUUCAGAAAUGCAAAAUAAUGCAGUGUUCAAAAAUGUUUAUAUAUAUAUUUGGAGUAAAUUCUGGGGGGCCCGGGGCCUCCACCGCCCACCCUUGGCUACACCACCGCUUCAAACAUUUAUGGGUCCCACCCCAGUGACGGCUCUUGUACCUUUAAUUUAGUUUUGUUUUCCCCAAGAGUACAUCAGUUACAAAUAAGUACUGGGGAAAUAUUUAAAUAUGUGAUAUUUUAAUCAAAUAAAUAUUUUAAUGUUCACAGUUCACCGAGAGUGAGUCGAGGUUUACUUCAUGAACGCUUCACUUCUGGAUCAUAAAGAUCAUAAAAUAAUAUGAAGAUAACGAGAAACAUUUGAACCUCAGAUCAGAGUUUCACCUUCAUAACACAAGAUCUGUUUAAACAGUCAGACUAAUCUCAUCUGUCAAACACAAAACAAUGUUGCUGUUUUAUUAUUGUGUACAUGAUGUUAAACUAUUGAGUCAUGGAGAGACAGACAGACAGACAGGCAGAGAGACAGAAAUACAGACAGAGAGAUAGACAUACAGAAAUAAAGACAGACAGACAGACAGACAGAGAGACAGACAGAAAUAAAGACAGACAGACAGACAGAAAUAAAGACAGACAGACAGAAAGACAUACAGAAAUAAACACAGACAGACAGACAGACAGAAAGACAUACAGAAAUAAAGACAGACAUACAGACAGACAGACAGACAGAGAGACAGACAGACAUAAAGACAGACAGA